This is a messenger RNA of Spinacia oleracea (spinach), 2339 nucleotides long. RefSeq names its product wall-associated receptor kinase 5. The record is from RefSeq and is a predicted model, not a curated record. Gene Ontology annotation, cellular component: plasma membrane. The transcript is spliced from 3 exons. Bases 1 to 2301 code for a protein of 766 amino acids. Gene Ontology annotation, molecular function: polysaccharide binding; calcium ion binding; ATP binding. Gene Ontology annotation, biological process: cell surface receptor signaling pathway; protein phosphorylation. NCBI's taxonomy places the organism in Eukaryota, Viridiplantae, Streptophyta, Magnoliopsida, Caryophyllales, Amaranthaceae.
AUGUUUUCCAUACAAUCUCCUCUGACUCUCAUCAUCUUCCCAUGGCUCGGGUUGAGUUUGGUGAUGACCACAUUAGCUUCGAACCCUAUUGCCAAACCCGGCUGCCCAACCAAAUGCGGAAAUGUAACCAUUCCGUACCCAUUUGGUAUAGGGCGAGACGGGGCAUGUUCCCUUAGUAAAGGUUACAAUGUAAACUGCAACACCUCCUUUACCCCUCCAAAACCCUUUUUAGGUACGCGUAGCAUUGUCGAGAUCAUGGAUAUAUUUGGUAAUGGACAGAUGCGGAUUAAAAACUUUUUGGCAACAAAAUGCUACCAAGGAGGGGAGCUAGUAUCCCAAUCUACUCAAUCAUCCUUGAACAUGUCAUGGAUAAAUCUCAACGGUUUACCACUUGUGUUUUCAGCUACGGCAAACAAGUUCUUCGUCGUAGGUUGUGAUGAUUAUGCUGUCAUCUUAGGUACCAGGGGGCGUGCUUUCACUACUGGCUGUUUUUCCAAUUGUGCUACACCUGAUCAAGUGAUUAACGGCUCGUGUUCAGGAAUCGGUUGCUGCCAAACAUCAAUUCCAACGGGAUUGAAAAUGUUCGUAACAGGAGUAGCAAGCCCAACCAAUCACACCAACGUGUCUGACUUUAACCAAUGUGGUCAUGCUUUCUUAGCCGAGCAAGACAAGUUCACCUUCAAACUUGCAGAUCUUUCGGACCUUAAGUUUGCAAACAGAACCAAGGACCGAGUUCCUGUCAUGCUCGAUUGGUUUGUUGGUGUUAAUCAGACCUGUGUUCAAGCCAAAAGGAAUCUCACUUCUUAUGCUUGCCGGAAGAAUAGCAACUGCACUGACUUUGUUAAUGGAUCAGGAUAUCGUUGUACUUGUCUUUCUGGUUAUCACGGUAACCCUUAUCUUAGCCCUGGUUGUACAGAUAUCGAUGAGUGCAUAAGUCCAAGCAAUGAUUGCUCUCAUAUUUGCACCAACACCAUUGGCAGUUACAAAUGCUCUUGUCCUAAAGGACAUCGCGGCGAUGGUCUGAACAGUGGUUCCAAAUGUACUAGCAAUCGUUCAGAAUUUGUUAUGAGGGUCGGUUUAGGUGUGAGUUUUGGAUUCAUACUCUUGGUAAUCGUGGUGAGUUGGAUAUACUUUAGCUCUAGAAGAAAGAAGCUUAUGAAAAAAAAGGAGAAAUUCUUUGAGAAAAACGGAGGAGUAUUGAUGAAACAACAACUUUCUCAAAAUGGAGGAGCUAUGGAGUUGUCGAAAAUAUUUUCUACAGAAGAAUUGAAAGUGGCAACAAAUAAUUAUAGUGAAGAUCGUAUUUUAGGUAAAGGUGGUUAUGGUACGGUAUACAAAGGGAUUCUAAAAGACGGUCGUGAAGUAGCAAUUAAGAAAUCUAAAAUCGCUGAUGAAUCUCAAGUUGAGCAGUUCAUCAAUGAAGUAAUUAUUCUGACACAAAUCAACCAUCGGAAUGUGGUGAAACUCUUAGGAUGUUGUCUUGAAACUGAGGUUCCUUUGCUCGUUUAUGAAUGCAUCUCGAAUGGUACACUCUCUGAACACUUGCGUAAAAGUAAAGGAAUCACAUCUUUGCUUACUUGGGCAAACUGCAUUAGAAUUGCUGCAGAGGCUGCUGAUGCACUUGCAUAUCUGCAUUCAGCCGCUUCAACACCAAUAAUUCAUAGAGAUAUUAAAUCCGCAAAUAUACUAUUAGACGAAAGUUAUACUGCAAAAAUAGCUGAUUUUGGGGCCUCGAGGUUGAUACCAAUUGAUCAGAGUCAGGUGACAACAUUAGUUCAAGGGACAUUGGGAUACUUGGAUCCAGAAUACUUCCAUACAAGCCAGUUGACAGAGAAAAGCGAUGUUUAUAGCUUUGGUGUUCUUCUUGCUGAGCUCUUAACAAAAGAAGAACCCCUUUCCUUCGAUAGGAAACUAGAAAAUAGAAAUUUGGCGACUUACUUUGUCUCGUCAAUGAAAGAAGAUCGGCUAAUGGAAGUACUUGAUCCUCAGUUGGUGAGGGAAGCUAGUGAGGUGCAACUAGUUACAGUAGCCAAACUAGUAAAGAAGUGUCUUAAUUUACUUGGUGAAGAUAGACCUACCAUGAAAGAAGUGGCUCUUGAACUAGAGGGAUUGAAAAAACAGAAUAGACAUCCUUGGUCUGAGCAAAACUGUCAAGAGGAGACAACAGGUUUAACUGGCCAACAUGAUCUUUACCCAGUGAUUUUAUGUGGUUUAGAAGGCAAUAAUCCAAGUACUGAGGAGUUCUGUGGACUAGAUUCAGCAGAUAUUGAUUUGGUUACUGAAUUGAACCAACCUCGUUAGUGCUUUAACCAUGUUAAAUAUCUCCUCCUCCCCAAAGA